UCUCCGCCCUCCAGUGUUUCAGCUCCCAUGAGGGCGGCUCUUUAAAUUGCCCCAAAACUGCUCCUGGCUGCCGCCUUUUUCCCCUUAUCUGCAGGAGACAAGACGCACACGUGCUAUUUUUAGGACGUCGUAGGAACAAACUUCUCAAUCUGCUGGUCUGAAAAAAGCUAAGCGAACAUGAGCGACAAGGGGACAGUCUCACCGAAAGAGAAGGAGGCAACAGAGAAGAGGGGGCGUGGGAGACCCCGCAAGCAGCCCCAGGUAAAUACCUCUGACGAACCAAGUGGGUCCCCUACUCCAAAGAGGCCCAGAGGACGGCCGAAGGGCAGCAAAAACAAAACGACCGGCAAGGGCAAAAAGGCGACAGCAGCCCCAUCUGCAGGGGGGAAACGCAGGGGAAGACCUAAGAAGGAGGAGAAAGAAGAGAAGGCGUCCCAGGAAUCAUCUGAGGAGGAGGAAGAAGAAGAGGACCAGUAAUUCACAACGCAUGCUACCUCACUCAACAUACUGACUUACUGUUAACCAGAACUGGGCUGUAUCUCCAACACCAGUGCCACCACAUGACCACUGUUCACGAUAAAAAGCCCUCUUUGCCAAAAGGAGGGUUAACACAGUACAAAUAUCAUGCAACAGCACUGGAUAGACCGAUGGACCUUGCUCAAGCAUAGAUCUAAGAAUUACAUGAAAGGUAACAGCCCUUUUCUCUACAUGUCAUGGUAUCACAAGUCUCUUAUACUGGACAAGUGUGCUCUAAGGAGCCUGGACGUUUCCCCCCUAAAGAUGGUUUGUAGGACAUUUUCUCUGCUUAAUGUUACUUAUUUGUUGUACCCGCAUCUGAGAUGGUAGGGCAUAUAGAUUUGUCUCCAUGUUUUGUACUGGACAAAGGUGAAUUUUACCUAUACUUGCUGUUUUUGUUUUUUGUUCGUGUGAAGUGGUUAACCUAUCCUUUGCAUCGUAUUAUAGAUGGAGUUGAGCUUCAGCGUUUAGGAUGAGAAUAGGUAACUGAUGGUAGAAGGGUUUUUUUUGUUUUGUUUCCCCAUUUCUAACCUGCGUAACUGAUUUCGCCCCCCUUUCUCACAAGUAGAGCAGAGUCAUCUAUACCCCCUCCUGUAGGACAGUUUAGAUUUAGUUAUGCUUCUCAGACUUCCUUCGCAGUCCUCGGUGUGUAGUGGGGAGAUAUAAAGUAUAUCAUUAGUAAUCAGAAUAGUCUGAUCAGACUUACUGUUUUGUUCCUUCGGGUUACAUACCAUUUCAAGAAAACAUGAGUGUGCUGCUUUUCAUGUCAUAAUAAAACUCAAAUCUCUUUGGUAUAAUGUGUGUGUUUAAGGAUAGGGUUGGCAAGAGUUCUAGGCCGAGAGCAUCAGUGUCGUUUCUUCAGGGAGCUUUUACAAAUGCCGUUACAUUGGCGUCUUUGUCUUCACAUGGUCCUCAGUUUCCAAGCGCUCACUCAAUCACUCGUAAGGCAAAUUGCAAUUGGUCAAACAAGGAGUUUGAUUGUAACAGAGGAUAGUCGGUGGCACUACUAUCCAACAGGGCUGUGCGUUUUUCAUUCCAUCUAGCUCUCACUGCUUCACCUAGCUUGGUCCUUCUGUCAUCACUUAGUACGGUAAUAUACUUUUAGUCUUUUUGAAGAUGUGUGUUGUAUGUUGUCUGCUACAGGAAAAAAAAAUGUUUGUGUAUUUCUAAGUGUCAGGGAACCCGCAGUCACAGUCCACCUAACUGGGUUUUUCCACACACCUAAGCUGCUACAACCUCAGUUACGAAACCCGGAAAACUGCAAACAGGCGAUACAGGGCCUGGAAUUUCAUACCUCACUCAACAGCUUACUUUACCAUAUAAUUGCAUUUAACUGGUUAUCUGUCAGUUUUUUGUUUUUUUUUUUUGUUUUGUUUUUUUUUAUGUAACCUCUGGCAUGAGUUGGAAAGAUGUCGUUAUUACAAAGUUUGUUUUUUUUUUUCAUUUUUAAACCUGACUGUAAUGAGGUAUCUUACGAUAUCAAGUUUGUGAGUGUGUGUGUGUGUGUGUGUGUGUGUGUGUGUGUGUGUGAGUGUGUGCAUACGCAGCACGUCUUGGCUCGUUCAUAACCGGAUCUUGCAGACAGGUUGUUUUAAAUGUGUGAAGCAAGUCAGGGAGACCUGUCAGCUUGACAACUGUGUUCGCUGACUGUGGUAGAUUAGCAAGUGUUUUUAUCCUUUUAAAAAUUCUUCUGGUGCACUGAAAUAUUGGUUCAGAUUUUCAUGGACAAAUGUUUGUGAUGGACUGGGCGCUCUUUCCACUUAACUGUUCUGUUGGCCAUCGUGUGUUUGGCACUACCGCACACAGCCACCCUCACCAUACAAUGGUCAUACAACGGUCAUUUCAUGUCUUUUUUUUUUUUUUUUUUUUCCUUUUCUCAACAUCCUCCAACUACCCUUGACAACAUCAGUGUCAUACCAACAUCUUGCAUCCGUUCAUUUAUAUACUGUAAACUCAACAGGAUGGGAUCAUUCUUUUUAAUGUACACCGUAUAUAAAUGUACAAUGUCUAUAUUUCUAUGGUGCCCUACAACAAUUUGUAUCAGAAAUGGUCAAUAAAGAGAAUUUUCUUUGUCA
Siniperca chuatsi (mandarin fish) is the source of this 2591-nucleotide messenger RNA. RefSeq names its product high mobility group AT-hook 1a (gene hmga1a). Bases 178 to 477 code for a protein of 99 amino acids. Gene Ontology annotation, molecular function: transcription coregulator activity; DNA binding. Lineage: Eukaryota; Metazoa; Chordata; Actinopteri; Centrarchiformes; Sinipercidae. The transcript has 5 exons. Gene Ontology annotation, cellular component: chromatin; nucleus. Gene Ontology annotation, biological process: regulation of DNA-templated transcription. The record is from RefSeq and is a predicted model, not a curated record.